Molecule: messenger RNA, 2706 nt
Organism: Talaromyces marneffei
Lineage: Eukaryota; Fungi; Ascomycota; Eurotiomycetes; Eurotiales; Trichocomaceae
Exons: 2
Coding region: 1-2706 (901 amino acids)
Source: RefSeq, a predicted model, not a curated record
AUGGCACCCCCAAUUGUUGACCAGAUAUUCCAUCAGUUACCAUCCCAUUUACGGAACACGAGGCAUAUACGAGAACGGCAUUCACAGCACAUUAUAUUAUUCCAGCAAUAUCACCAGCAGUUUCCCGAACGGAUCCGCCAUCACCGUGAAUUGGUGAUCCCCCAUAAGCCCAUUGCGCCCAUUCCCGGAUUGAUCCCACCGCGGGAUCCCACAUAUCAGUGUAGUUAUCCCGGUUGCCAUUGGAUUGGAGAGACCAUUCGACGGAUCCACGACCAUUGCCGCCAGGAACAUGGAUGGAAAAACCCCCAGAACCGAGGACGACCCCGUUCCAAGGCACCGUCCAAACCCCAGCCCAACAUGCCAUGGAACAUUGUAGCCAGCCAACGGUUUAUCCCCAAAGGACGUGGAUCCCAACGGUUUGCCGUCCAACAUGACCAUACCACCAUCACCACCGCCAUAUCCGAUCCAGAAAACCCAUCAUGGGAUGCGGCGCAGCAGGCGAUGAAGCAGGAGAUCAUCCAUCGAGAGCAGCAGAUCGACGCCGCGGAACGAGAACGGAUCCGUCCCCACGAGUCCCGCGAGGUCAACCCAUGGGUCGAACGGAUGGGAUGGGCCGAUCAUUUGUUAGAGGAGGAUCGAGGCACAUUACGGGCAUUGUUACAACGACCCGAUCCCGAACAAGAGCCCAUAUUGGCCGAGAUUGACGAGCGAUUUCACCGGAUCGUCAUGGUCGCGCAGCGCACCACAUUGACGCGGUUGAACAUAUUCAGUCGAUUUGAGAUGCACCGGAAACAGGUGGAUCAGAUGCCCCAACACCCGUUCCAAGCGCGGAUGGUGGCCGGCACCAUUGAACAGUACAUCGAGGUGUGGCAACGGAUCAUCCGGUAUAUCAUGCGCAGUGUGAGUACCGGCGACGUCCGAUUUCAGUUCCAUGCCACCCAAUGCGAGACCAUCCACCAGAUCCGGCAGGCCAUGUCCGAGGACGAGAGCACCCAUUCCCCCGUCCAUGCCACCGAGGAGAUGGAUCCCACCGACCAGCCAUUGGAUGCCGUCGAUCGUGCCAUAUUGACAUGGUGCAUCGCCAUGUUGGACCAUCGAUUACAGGGUCAGCACGGGCAGGAGUUCGUGAACGGCAUCAUCAGCGGGUUGGCCGCCAUGGGGAUCCGGGAGUCGGGUGGAUGGGAGACGGCGUUGGCAUUUACCCCCAAGUUGUCCGCCAUGAUCAAGAUUGCCCGCAUGUUAGUCGCGCAACAGGCAUGGGAGGAAAGCGAGGCCCAUGCCGGAUUGUCCGAUUGUUUCGUGGCAUUACGCGGGAUGAUGUUGCGAUUUAUGACCACCAUGGAACCCACCCCGAUGAAGUGGAUGUUGGAUUCCCGCACAUACGGCAUGAAAAUCCGGUACGGCACCACGGCGGAUGGGUUGAUUGAAUGGCACGGAGACCGCAUCACAUACCAGCAUCAUCGGUUUACCAUGGAUCAAUUGCGGGAGACGGUGCAUGGCAUUAUCAACCGGGCAUGGGACCAUUUGACGCAGGACGUAUUGUUGUUUCCCACCGACCAUCGAUUGCCAACCAUCGCAUGGGAGACCAUGGAGGACCAUGCCGUCGAGGAUCAACCCGGGUGGUAUUUUGCCCAGGAUCCCCGCAAUGCAUGGGACGUGGAUGACACAUGGUGGUUACACGACCGCAUAUGGCAGGAACCCGGAUUCCGACGCGCAUUCAUCCACGCCGAGCGUCCAUCCGGCACAUCCGCCACCCACGCAUGGCGCCCCCGUCGAGUGCAGCAGUGGAUGCGAGCCGUGGGACGGAUGAAGGAGUAUUUAUUGGUGUUGAUGCAUUUGACCAGCGGUGCCCCCGCACGAGGGCCCGAAGCCAUGUCCAUCCGGUACCAGAACACCCCGUUUGGCGGAUUACGCAACCAGUUGAUCGAGCACGGGUUGGUGUCAUUCAUGACCACGUAUCACAAAGGAUACCACAUCCAGGGUCGACCCAAGAUCAUCCAUCGAUACGUGCCCCGGGCCGUGGGCGAGUUGUUUAUAUAUUUCCAACGGUUGGCCAUGCCAUUCCAACGCCACGUCGAAACCAUGGUGUACGGACAACCCGAACGGAGUGGGUUUAUAUGGCCGCCCCAGGAGGUGGAUGGCACCACAUGGACGUCCGAACGGAUGAAACGGGCCAUGCAACGAGAAACCGAGAUUGGCAUGGGGGUCCCAUUGACCAUCAGCGCAUGCCGGCAGAUCAUGAUCGCCAUUGCCCGGCGAUAUUUGGGUCCCACGACCGGGUUUGAGAGCGAUUCGAUGGAGGAAGAACAGGAGAUGGAUGAGGACGAGGAUGGGUGUUGGUGGACGGCCGACGAUGCGGUGAUUGAUAUCCAAGCCGGACAUGGAAGCCACGUGGCCGGGAUGAUAUACGCACGCGGCGUGGAGGAAGCCCCCGGGACCAUGGCGGCCAUGAAGGCCCAGUUUCGACAGGCCAGUGAGCGAUGGCAUCGGUUUUUGGGAUUUCCCCCCGUCCAUCGUGCCGGCAUGAAACGAACACGAGGGAUUCCCACGGUGGAUCCCCGUGCCGUGGCCCAUUGGCACGCCAUGCGACAGGCGCCCAUUCAGCCGUUGUUGGAAGGGAUUGUCGGACCCGGCGCCCAGUUCCAGGGGAUCCAGAAAGCGGCCAUUGACGCCGUCAUGGGCAGUGCCCCGUGGGUAUUGGGGUGA